Larimichthys crocea (large yellow croaker) is the source of this 1969-nucleotide messenger RNA. It is a transcript of the gene ephx2, whose product is annotated as epoxide hydrolase 2, cytoplasmic. The record is from RefSeq and is a predicted model, not a curated record. NCBI's taxonomy places the organism in Eukaryota, Metazoa, Chordata, Actinopteri, Sciaenidae. Gene Ontology annotation, molecular function: catalytic activity. Bases 29 to 1822 code for a protein of 597 amino acids. The transcript is spliced from 19 exons.
UGUGACUUCAUUCAGAGGACAAAGUCUCAUGCAUGACCCGAGCAGCAGCAGCAGCAGCAGCAGCAAGAGAAGACACACAGUCCUGUUGGAAGACAGACAGAGAGAUUUAAACUCCGUUCACUGCAGCUCAGAGGACAUGGCUGAGAAGAAAGCCGUCUUGUUGAACUUCUGGGGAGUGGCUGUCUCUUCCAGACCUCAUGCUGUUUUCCACAAGAUGGAGGAGUUACAUAAUCUGCCAGGUGGUUUUCUCUCCAGUGUGGUGUCCCAAAAGGACAGCGCCAUGAGCCAGGCGGACAGAGGCGAGAUGACGCUGUCUCAGAUGAUCCCAGUGUUCGAGGCCGAGUGUGUGAAGGAGGCCCAGGUCAGGGCUGUGACUCUGCCGUCUGAUUGGUCGGUCGGUCACCUGCUGGAGGAGCUCAGAGGGGCCAUGAUGGAAGUCCAACCAGCCGUGCUGAAGGCAGCUGCCAGCCUGCGUCACAGUGGGUUACUGACAGCUGUGCUGGCCAAUCACUGGCUGGAUGACAGCGCGUCCGGAGACACUGCAGCCCGCCUUCUCGCUCUGCUGGGCGGCCAUUUUGACCUGGUCCUCCAGUCCUGUCGCUCAGGUCACAGGGUCCCCGAGCCCGCCAUGUUCAGCUCGGCUCUGCAGCACCUGGGUGUGACGUCACAACAGGCUCUGUGGCUGGAUGCAGAUGAGGAAGGUGUGAAGGCAGCAGAAGGAGCAGGGAUGAAGGCCAUCUUAGUGGAAAACCUCGACGACGCUCUGCACAGACUGGGCAGCUUCACUGGAGUUCAGGCUGUUGGCACACAGAGUCCUCCACCAGCCUGCAGCCCUGAUGAGGUGUCUCAUGGAUACGUCACCAUCAGGCCUGGUGUGACGACUCAUUAUGUUGAGAUGGGCUCAGGUCCACCAGUUCUGCUGUGUCACGGCUUCCCUGAGAGCUGGUACUCCUGGAGGUAUCAGAUUCCAGCUGUGGCAGCAGCUGGGUUCAGGGUGUUGGCUCUGGACAUGAAGGGCUAUGGAGAGUCCACAGCGCCCCCAGACAUACAGGAAUAUUCUCAGGAGCAGCUUUGCAAGGAUUUAAUCACUUUUAUGGACAAAAUGUCGAUACCACAGGUCACCCUGGUGGGUCAUGACUGGGGCGGCAUGUUGGUGUGGGUCAUGGCUCAGUAUUACCCUGAGAGAGUCAGGGCUGUGGCGUCUCUGAACACUCCUCUGUUCCCCGUCGAUCCUUCUGUCACUCCUGCAGAGAAACUCAAGUCUGUUCCCAUAUUUGACUACCAGCUCUACUUCCAGAAACCUGGUGUAGCAGAGGCCGAACUGGAGAAAGACCUGGAGAGAACAUUCAAGAUUUUCUUUUUCAGCAGUGAUGAAGCAGCGACGCGUCCUCCGAUCAGCACUGCAGGAGUCUGUGCUCGAGGAGGUCUGUUUGUGGGUCUGCCGGAGCAGAUUCCCCGGAGCUCCAUGCUGACGGAGGCCGAGCUGCAGUACUACGUCAGCCAGUACAAAGAGCGAGGCUUCAGGAGGCCGUUGAACUGGUAUCGGAACAGGGAGGCGAACUGGAAGUGGAUGUGUUCUCGUCCCACUGGAAAGCUGCUGAUACCUGCUCUGAUGGUGACAGCAGGUAAAGACCAGGUCCUGCUGCCGGCCUUCUCCAAGGGAAUGGAGGACUUGAUCCUGAACCUGAGCAGAGGACACAUCGAGGACUGUGGACACUGGACGCAGAUGGAAAGACCAGCUGAGACUAACAGCAUCCUGAUAUCAUGGCUUCAAGAAACACACGAGAAGACUGGAGGUGUUACCGUGACCCCCAAACUGUGAGGGAGGGAGGAGAGAGGGAAGAAGGGUGUCAGGGAGGAAGGAUAAAAUGAAACUUUGUUUGGAUUAGAGCAAAAUAAAAAGUUCAUCUUGUGUCAUGAACUGAAACAGCUGAGAAGAAAUCAGAAUAAAAGUCGAUCACUUCAAAUA